This is a messenger RNA of Ostertagia ostertagi, 2232 nucleotides long. The record is from the annotation of a GenBank genome assembly. Lineage: Eukaryota; Metazoa; Nematoda; Chromadorea; Rhabditida; Trichostrongylidae.
AUGAGCGACGAGACUUUCUCAGGGAAUGUUCUUGCUCGAAAUACGUUACACUCCCUCUCGGAUGCGUGUGGCCGUUCUGUCAGCCUUAUGAAAGAUUUCCACGAACAGUCGUGCAUGAGGCUUUACAGCUUAAUCAACGCUUUUCUCAAAAAUGAGUUGGUGAAGGUGCAAGAAGCUCGCGUUCAUUUCGAUUCAAUGUCUAAUAGUAUGGAUGAGGCGCUGUCGCGUAAUGCGGCUUCGACUCGAGCUCGUCCAUCAGAUGCUGCGGAUGGUCGCAAUGCUCUUACGGCGGUCGGAGCUUGUUUUGCCCAUACAACAAUGGACUAUGUGGCGCAGAUAAAUAUCGCUCACGCACAAAAGGAUCAUCUCAUUGUUGAUGCGUUAUGGUCGUUCGUUCGCGAGACGUCUGCAUAUUUCUCACGCGGACACGCUGUUUUUGACGACUGGACUGCUCAUGAUAACGGAGCUGUGGCUGAUUCUAUCACAGCCCUGGCUGCUAAAAGCAAGUUGGUACAGCGCAAGAUGCAGGAUAUACACUCACUUGUACCGAAGGUAGUGGUUGUUUUUUUGUGGAUACUCGCCGUAAACCACGGUUGCCCAUUCGAAACGCGUAGACAUAGAAUGAUAAGUGGACGAAAAGUUCCGCUCAAAAUGCAAGGAUAUCACUCGAAAACUCUGGCAAGCUUAAUCUGGACUGCUAGUUCGACUUUUUAUUGUUUCGACGGAAUUCCCGAUACGCCUGCGAUCAAGGUGUACGAACGCAUCAAUACUUCUACUAUCUCUACGAAUUCUUUGGCACCUAUCAGCAAAAAGCUUUCAAAUGUGUCUACGGGUUCGAAAAAGAGCACGAUGUCGCUGCUCGGCGGGUUCAGCUAUUUGUCAGGUGACAGCCCACUGCCUGACCGUCCGCGUUCAAAAUCGAUCCCGAAUGACCGCGGUGAACCGGAACGCUCGGAUUCGUGGAAAGAUGUUACCAAAGCUGAUAAAUCGAGAGCAAAGUAUAAACUAAGACGUCGUCCGGGUAUGAAAAUUGUGCCGCGCAAGAAGGAAUCUGCACAGUUUUACACCACUGAUGAGCCAGUUACUCCUAUUCAUCUACCUCAAAGUGAGAUGUUCCAACACUUCUCUGGAAUGCCUCCUGAUCCCGACGUGAUGAUGGAGGGCUAUUUGUAUAAACGCUCAUCGAACGCCUUCAAAACUUGGAAUCGGCGGUGGUUUCAAAUAAAGGAUAACAAACUGGCAGCUCGUCCUAGUUCAUCCAGCAAAUCGGACAACCGCAGUGUAACUGCUCCUGUUGGCGGCGUUCCUCACACGGGUGUUAUUUCCUCCCCAACAGUAUCGGACAGCGCCACCACUUUCGAACAAAUCCGCCGAGUGCCGGGCAACGAAAGAUGUGCUGAUUGCGGGUCAGAGCAACCCAAAUGGGUUAGCAUCAACCUUGGGGUUAAUGCAAUAUACCUCGCCCACCUCCCUGAAAAAGAUGUUGUUCCGCCACCUGCAACGGAUAAUUCAAGUCGACAGAUACGUGAAGCCUGGAUCAAAGCGAAGUAUGUUGAGCGACGUUUUGCUGUCUCCUCUAGCGAUCGAGCGCGAAGCAGUGCUAUGCUUCGAAAGGAACAUUUACUUUCCAGGCAUCGCCUAAAUGUCUGUAGUUCUGGGAAUGGAGUCCAACGGUCUGCGUCUUAUGUUGAUGUUAUGGAUGCCGACAGCAUUCGUGAUGGUGAAAUCAAUGCAGAAGUUAAUGUGGAAUCCAAUGAUCGGGACAUCAUAAGUGAAUCCGCACGUUGUGGUGACGUACUCGGCUUGCUUCGUUCCCUUGCUGGUGGUGCGGACAUCAAUUCUGCUCGCAGUGGUACUACAGCACUACACAUUGCUACGAAGAAUGGUCAGACGGCUGCUGUUGAAUUUUUGUUGUUGAAUGGCGCAAAAAUCAACGUGCUCGAUGACAAGUUGAACACUCCUCUUCACCUGGCUGCUGCAAAAGGGAACACUCUGCAAGUGUGCCAGCUUCUCAAGCGAGGGGCAGACAAGUCGCUGAAAAAUGCCGACGGAGUGACACCACUGGAGAUUGCGGUGGAAGGCAAACAUGCGGACAUUGUCACAUUGUUCCGCGUGCACACUAUGCGAGACGAAUUUAACGAGGAGUUCAAUAAUCCCAUGGAUGACACAGUCGACAGCGUGAUUUCCGAUAUCACUCGCAAGGCUGCUGUGAGCAAAAGCUCAUCUGGUUGA